CGCGAUCAAGGCUAUAACUCUCCGCAGCAGCCGAGAGCGGAGAAGGCGGAGAGGCGCUCAGCAGGGUUCGAACUCGUGCAGGAGAGAAUCAAAUUUCUUUUGAGAAGGGGUGGAAGGAAACGCAGCAACAGAAAGUCCCGCAAGAUCCAGCGUGCAGUCGCAAAGUAGAAGAGGGAGGCAGGGGGCUGCAGAAACCGCAACAGUUUUGCAGAGAUCCUCCACCCUUUCCCCGGUCCGUGAGAGAGAGAGAGAGUAACUGUUAGGGCAGGAGCAUCAACAGCAUGUACGGGUGCGUGCUGAGCCUUCUCGUGCUGCUCUGCAGCUGGAGCCUGAGUGACUUUCUGGUGGAAGCUUGUACCUGCGUCCCAAUUCACCCUCAGGAUGCUUUCUGCAACUCUGACAUUGUCAUCCGAGCCAAGGUAGUGGGCAAGAAGCUUAUGAAGGAUGGACCUUUUGGGACGAUGCAAUAUACCGUCAAACAAAUGAAGAUGUACAGGGGUUUUGACAAGAUGCCACAUGUUCAAUAUAUCUACACAGAGGCCUCUGAAAGCCUUUGCGGGGUCAAGCUGGAGGUCAACAAGUACCAGUAUUUGAUUACAGGCCGAGUUUAUGAUGGAAAGGUUUACACUGGACUGUGUAACCUGAAUGAGAAGUGGGAUCGACUGACUCUCUCCCAGCGCAAAGGACUCAACCAUCGUUACCACCUCGGUUGUGGCUGCAAGAUUAAGCCCUGCUACUACCUUCCAUGCUUUGUGACCUCCAAGAAUGAGUGCCUGUGGACAGACAUGCUUUCCAGCUUCGGCCAGCCAGGGUACCAGUCAAAGCAUUAUGCCUGCAUCAAGCAGAAGGAGGGCUACUGCAGCUGGUACAGAGGAUGGGCACCUCCUGAUAAAACAACCAUCAAUGCUACAGACCCCUGAACACCCCCUUUUCUUUGUUCCUUCCCUCCCAUGCGACCGAGCAUUCUUUGGACACUAACUCAUAUCAGAUCAUGAUGACAACCAUGAUAUUAGUGCCUGUUUCCAAGGGCGUACCCACCACGGGGCAAGUUAGGGCAGCUGCCCUACUCUAGAAGCCAGCUGCCCCCCCACAAGGGCGUACCCACCGCGGGGCAAGUGUGGGCCGCAGGAUGCCCCUC
Molecule: messenger RNA, 1138 nt
Organism: Zootoca vivipara (common lizard)
Lineage: Eukaryota; Metazoa; Chordata; Lepidosauria; Squamata; Lacertidae
Gene: TIMP3
Product: TIMP metallopeptidase inhibitor 3
Biological process (GO): negative regulation of membrane protein ectodomain proteolysis; negative regulation of endopeptidase activity; response to hormone
Cellular component (GO): extracellular matrix
Molecular function (GO): protease binding; metalloendopeptidase inhibitor activity
Source: RefSeq, a predicted model, not a curated record